CACGUGGUAACGAACGAGAGGGAAAAACAAAACAAGAAAAGAAGAAAAAAAAAGCAAUUGGACCUACAUACAUACCUGCAUACCUCAUACAUACCUACCCGUACUCAGGGCCGUACAAUCUAAGACUUAAGUAUCCAAUCCUAGGUACUGUAUCAAAAACAUGGGUCUCUUCUCACGAAGGUCUAAAACGCCGAAGCCGGUAAACGCCACGGCGACCGCGGCGGACGGUGGACUUGGAACAGGGAAUGACUCGGCAAGCCUCAACUCGGAAGGGUCAAACAUGAGGAGCUCGUCGACGGGCAACUCGCGACUUCAGAUCUAUAACACCAAUCGCAUCUCGUCCAGCAGCGUACCGCAGACGCCUCUGACCCCCAUGACGCCUCACCCCUUGCCCAGAAUCAACCUUCCAAAACCCCCAGACCCGUCUCUCGAUGCCGCGGGUUAUCUCAAGAGUCUGGGCUCCAUCCGCGAGAGGUCCAAGAUCGUGACCGACAAGGCCCUGCGCAACUCCCUUAGCCAUUUCGACGUUGACAUGGCCAAGUUUCCUGAUGUAGUCACGUUCGUAUGCGGAAUCAUCAAGCGAGACUUCGACCCGCCGUUUUCCUCCAUCCCGCCCCACGGCCGAUAUCAGCACUUCUGCGUCGGCGGUCGGGAUCGCGUCGCAAACCUGCUCGCCACCUUUCCCCAGAAUAUCGACAGCACCGAGAAAUGUCGCAGCCUGAUCGACCUGUUCCUCGUGAGCGUCCUGCUCGAUGCCGGCGCCGGUACGACCUGGAGCUUCAAGAGCGCCGAGAACGGUCGCAUAUAUAGAAGAUCGGAGGGAUUAGCUAUCGCGAGCUUGGAGAUGUUUAAGACUGGAUUGUUCUCUGGAAAUCCGAACAACAAAUUCCAGGUGGACAAAGAUGGUCUCCGGAAACUCACCGUCGAACAAUUGGCCAAAGGCAUGCAGUCGCGGCCCGGGUGCGAGGUCGCUGGCAUCGAAGGUAGAGCGCAACUCCUGAUCCGACUGGGUAAUGCGCUGGAGGAGAAGACAGAGUAUUUCGGGGAUGAUGGACGACCAGGCAAUUUGAUCGACUAUCUCCUCGCCCAUCCAACGACACAAGCGACCUCAAACCCUAUCGUAGUCCUCCCCGUACUUUGGAAUGCGCUUAUGUCAGGACUUGCCACGAUCUGGCCUCCGUCGCGAACAGCUAUCGACGGUGUCUCACUCGGGGAUGCGUGGCCCUGCUCCUCGAUGCCGCAACAGACGUCGGCGUCCACCUCGCCCAACUUAUCCCCCUUCCCUAAUGCGCAGGGUGCCGCAGCCUGGGAGUCCAUACUACCUUUCCACAAGCUCACACAAUGGCUCACGUACUCGUUGAUGCAACCGAUGCAAAACCUCCUACGGAUUCAAUUCGCCGGCACGGAGCUACUGACGGGUCUACCGGAGUACAGAAAUGGCGGGCUAUUCAUCGACCUUGGCGUCCUGACGCUCAAGGCUAGCGACAACGAGCGUGGACUGCAACACUAUAACGACCAUUGCCAACGGACGGGAACCAAAGGUGUCGAGGUAGCGCCUAUGUUCGAACCGGGUGAUGAUGUGAUCGUGGAGUGGAGAGGUGUUACCGUGGGCUUCCUCGACAAACUCCUAGUCGAGGUGAACAAGGCCCUUAAGAAGGAACUCAACGGCGGCGAACUCACAUUGGCGCAAUUGCUCGAGGCCGGAAGUUGGAAGGGCGGCCGUGAAAUCGCGGAAGUCAGCCGACCAAAUACGAAGGAACCGCCUAUCCUGAUCGACUCCGACGGGACUGUAUUCUAAACACGAAGGUCAUCGUCACCCCUUAUCGUGUUCUUCUCAUCUGUCAUUUUUACUCACUUCCUCCUUACUCCCUUCCCUUCAUAAUUAGUGUAUUAUGAGAUAUUAAACAAAAAGGUCGCUAGACCUGGUAGACACCGGGAUUCAUACCCCCCCUUAUUCCCUUACCUAUCCAGCACUCGAGGCAAGAGUGCGGUCGUUCUGAAAACCGGUUUAAGAAAACAUACCACCUACAUGGCUAGGGUUUUCCUAAUUACUGUAGAAAAAUAUUAGGUCCGUCGCGUGGGCAAUGCGAGGCGAGGCGAGGCGAGCCGCGGCAUGGCGACGAUGCGCUUGUCGGCGCGACCUCUCGUAAUUCUUGACGAGAUUCGCGUUUGCGUUGUGGGAUGAUCAGAGGAUCGUUCGGCUCUUUCGAUUAGGAUAGUAUCGCCGGAGAACCUAAUUAAUCACCCUAUGAGAUGUCUUGUCUAGACGUGAC
Molecule: messenger RNA, 2273 nt
Organism: Annulohypoxylon maeteangense
Lineage: Eukaryota; Fungi; Ascomycota; Sordariomycetes; Xylariales; Hypoxylaceae
Product: DUF1688-domain-containing protein
Exons: 5
Coding region: 161-1798 (545 amino acids)
Source: RefSeq, a predicted model, not a curated record